Alligator mississippiensis (American alligator) is the source of this 9872-nucleotide messenger RNA. It is a transcript of the gene STXBP5L, whose product is annotated as syntaxin binding protein 5L. Gene Ontology annotation, molecular function: myosin II binding; syntaxin binding; GTPase activator activity. Lineage: Eukaryota; Metazoa; Chordata; Crocodylia; Alligatoridae. The record is from RefSeq and is a predicted model, not a curated record. Gene Ontology annotation, cellular component: plasma membrane; cytoplasm; SNARE complex. The transcript has 28 exons. Bases 1184 to 4858 code for a protein of 1224 amino acids. Gene Ontology annotation, biological process: regulation of exocytosis; regulation of protein secretion.
GGGCCGGCACCGCAGCACUCCGCAUUCCCCACCCCCCCCCCUCAAGGAGGGAAAUUUCAAACCCAGGCUGGGGGCAGGGGCCGUUGCCCUGCUUACCGGCACCCCCUGGACAGGGGGCUCAGGUUGCCCGGCGACACCAGCCCGGGGUGGCCUCGGUGUCCUGCACCCAGGGCCAGUGGUGCUGGGUGGCCCCUGCCCAUCGCAGCCGGGUGGCACCCUGAGCCAGCGCAGGGCUGCCCAGAGACCUCUGUGCCUGUGCCAGCAGUGGUGGCCCACUGGCUGUGGGACUGCCCAGCAGCCAGCCAAGGGGGACUGCGGAGGGGUAGCCCAGUGCCUGGUGGGUGUCCAGGCCGGGGCGGCCACCGUCUAAGCACCAGCGGGGUUUGGGAGGUGUUGGGUGGUGGCUGUGAAGUGUGGCAUGGGGCCCAGGAUGGCGAGGGAGAGUUGCCUUCUGCGGUGGUAGCGGUGGGUCGGACGCUCGGGAGCAGGAAAGGCUGGUUCCCCUCCAGGCUGUGAAUGGAAAGGGUGAGAGGAGGAUCAAGGACGGCAGCAAUCACUGGCGCUGCUAGGAGAGAGAGAUAGACAGAUAGCAAGAGGAGCAGGAGGAGGAGGAAGAGGCGGAGGAGAGAGCAGUGGCAGGGAGACAAUCCACUCAGUCAUACAGGCAGCAGAAACAACCUCCUUACCUCGUACUGCAAGUGGUUUGGGGGCUUUUGAAUGUGGCUUGUUCGAAUAAAAGGCGGAGCAGGAAAGGCAAGUCUGAGGUGAUAUAGGGAGAGAGAGAUGAAUCCUGCUUUUUUUGGAUGCCGGCGUGCGUUUUAAUUUAUGGUCUUUGAUUCUGUUUUUUUGUAACCAAAAUAUCUCGACUGGAGGUGGAUUCUGUGAAAGAAUCAGUGGCUGGGCUUGCCAGCCUUUCCUUUUUGAGCAGACAUCCUAAUUUUGCCUCUUGUGGAGCUUUUCUUUGAUAAAGGACCUUUCCAGGGUAGCUCGUGCAUCUGACAAAAUGAAGUCUUUGUAUUUUUCAGUCAGUUAUACAUAAUACUGGCAUCCUGUUUGGUACAGGGGACUAAAGUGCUGCCUCACUCUUAAGGAACAGCAGUGACUUUUUUUUGCUUCAUGUAACUGAACGUGUUAAGGGACAUUAUUUCCCUACCCCCAAAUCCUUCUAAAGAUUUUUUCCAAAAUGAAGAAAUUUAAUUUCCGCAAAGUUUUGGAUGGUUUAACUGCCUCAUCACCUGGCGGCAGCAGCGGUGGUAGCAGUGGCAGUGGUGGUGGUAGUGGGGCUGGCACUGGCUCCAUGCACUCUGGAGGGACUGCAGGGGCUGCAGGGACUCCCAGAGAGGAAAUCCAGGAGACCCUCAUGUCGGAUUAUUUCCAGAUUUGUAAGACAGUACGCCAUGGUUUUCCUUAUCUGCCCACUGCCUUAGCAUUUGACCCAGUUCAGAAAAUUCUGGCUAUUGGGACAAGGACAGGAGCCAUACGAAUUCUUGGUAGACCUGGUGUUGAUUGCUACUGCCAACAUGAGAGUGGUGCCGCAGUACUGCAGCUCCAGUUCUUAAUCAACGAGGGUGCCUUGGUCAGUGCAAGUGCAGAUGACACACUCCAUUUGUGGAACUUAAGACAGAAACGGCCAGCUAUUCUUCAUUCUCUGAAAUUUAACCGAGAACGGAUUACUUACUGCCAUCUACCUUUCCAGAGUAAAUGGCUCUAUGUUGGUACAGAAAGGGGAAAUACGCACAUUGUUAAUAUUGAGUCCUUCAUUCUUUCGGGAUAUGUCAUCAUGUGGAACAAGGCCAUAGAACUAUCCACAAAGACUCACCCUGGCCCAGUUGUACACCUAAGUGAUAGUCCAAGAGAUGAGGGGAAAUUGUUAAUAGGCUAUGAAAAUGGGACUGUAGUGCUCUGGGACUUGCGAUCGAAAAGAGCAGAUUUAAGAGUUUACUAUGAUGAGGCUAUUCAUUCUGUUGCAUGGCACCAUGAGGGGAAACAGUUCAUGUGCAGUCACUCUGAUGGCAGCUUGACACUGUGGAACCUGAAAAGUCCUAGCAGACCAUUCCAGACAACAAUUCCUCACGGAAAAAUUCAGAGAGAUGGAAAAAAACCUGAGUCUUGUAAACCAAUUCUUAAAGUAGAGUACAAGACCUGUAAAAGCAGUGAGCCGUUUAUAAUCUUUUCUGGUGGACUGUCUUAUGACAAAGCUUGCCGAAGACCAAGUUUAACCAUCAUGCACGGAAAAGCAAUUACAGUGCUUGAAAUGGAUCAUCCUAUAGUUGAAUUUUUAACUCUUUGUGAAACACCAUACCCAAAUGAAUUUCAAGACCCCUAUGCUGUAGUUGUGUUACUGGAAAAAGAUCUCAUUGUUGUUGACCUGACACAAAGCAAUUUUCCAAUCUUUGAAAAUCCUUAUCCUGUUGACAUUCAUGAGUCACCAGUUACCUGCACAGAAUAUUUUGCCGACUGUCCUCCAGAUUUGAUUCCUGUACUCUAUUCUGUAGGAGCUAAACAUAAAAAGCAAGGAUACAGCAAUAAGGAAUGGCCCAUCAGUGGGGGAGCGUGGAAUCUUGGAGCACAAACCUAUCCUGAAAUUAUUAUUACAGGUCAUGCAGAUGGAUCAAUAAAGUUUUGGGAUGCCUCCGCCAUAACUCUACAGAUGUUGUACAAGUUAAAAACCUCAAAGGUGUUUGAAAAGCAGAAAUUAGGAGAAGGAAAAUCCACAGCUGAGAUUGUGGAAGAAGACCCUUAUGCCGUUCAGAUGAUGUACUGGUGUCCUGAAAGCCGGAUAUUCUGUGUGGCAGGAGUCUCUGCAUAUGUUAUUAUUUACAGAUUCAGCAAACAUGAAGUUAAUACUGAAAUAGCAUCAUUAGAGGUGCGGCUUCAGUAUGAAGUGGAAGAUAUCAUUACUCCUGAACCAGAAAUAAUUCCUCCAUUUCCAGAUGCCUCAUCCCAGCUUCCUUCCUUAAAGAACCUUUCAGGCAGUACCAACACUGUUGCUUGUGAAGGAAUGAUGAAGGACAGUAUCCCGUGCCUUAGUGUUAAGACUCGACCGGUACGGAUGCCUCCUGGGUAUCAAGCAGACCUUGUCAUUCAAUUGGUGUGGGUGGAUGGUGAGCCUCCACAACAGAUCACCAGUCUGGCCGUAAGCUCUGCUUAUGGAUUAGUUGCAUUUGGAAACUGCAAUGGUUUGGCUGUUGUGGAUUUUAUGCAGAAGACAGUGUUGCUGAGCAUGGGAACCAUUGACUUGUACGGGUCAAGUGAUCCAUAUCAGCGUCAGCCCCGUUCUCCUCGCAAAAGCAAGCAGUUCGCCGCAGACAACUUUUGCAUGCGUGGGCUGUCUAACUUUUAUCCUGAUUUAACGAAACGGAUCCGUACUUCCUAUCAGAGCCUGACUGAACUCAGUGAUAGUCCAGUUUCCCUGGAGCUGGAGCGCUGCAAGUCUCCUACAUCAGACCAUGUGAAUGGGCACUGUACGAGCCCAACAUCCCAGACUUGUGGGUCAGGAAAGCGACUCUCCAGUGCAGAUGUCUCGAAGGCCAAUCGCCGAGGACCAGGGAGGCCCCCAUUCAGAAAAGCCCAGUCUGCAGCCUGCAUGGAGAUUUCUUUACCAGUCACAGCUGAAGGUUACAUUUCCAGACGGGCAAUGCUUCAGCAAUUACAUGGAAUCAGUACAUUCUCACACGACGAGCGUCACUUUACUGCUUGCUCAUGGAUGGACAAAGAAAACCGAGAAAACUCCUUCAGCCGUUCCCGAAGCUCAAGUGUCUCCAGCAUCGACAAGGAGUCAAAGGAAACGAUCACAUCUUUGUACUUCAUGGAGUCCUUUGCCCGGAAGAAUGACUCUGCUCUCUCCCCCUGUCUGUGGGUUGGAACAGGCCUUGGUAUGGUCUUAAUCCUCUCCCUCAAUCUGCCACCUAAUGAUGAUUUAAGACUGACAGAGCCAGUCAUGGUGUCUCCGAGUGGUACGGUUCUGACGUUGAAGGGAGCAGUGCUGACCUUUGCACGCUUGGACUGCAUGGGAGCGCUGAUCCACCCGCCAUAUGAAGUGUGGAGAGACCCAAACAGCACAGACGACAAUGAGAAAACAAGAAAGAGGAAACUUGUCAUGCACUCCCCUUCCGCCUCCCAGGACAUGGGCGAGCACCAGUUUGCAGUUGUCUGCUCAGAGAAACAAGCCAAAGUCUUCUCACUGCCUUCCCAGACAUGCCUUUACAUUCAUAACAUCACAGAAACAUCCUUUCUGCUGCGAGCAGACGUGGUGACCCUCUGUAACAGCGUCUGCCUGGCUUGCUUCUGCGCCAACGGGCAUAUCAUGACACUGAGCCUGCCCAGUCUUCGCCCCAUGCUGGAUGUCAACUACUUGCCUGUAACGGAUAUGAGGAUAGCACGGACAUUUUGUUUCACCAACGAAGGGCAAGCUUUGUAUCUCAGCUCUCCCACAGAGAUCCAGCGGCUAACCUACAGCCAGGAGAUGUGUGACAACUUACAGGACAUGCUUGGGGAUUUGUUUACCCCAGUGGAAACACCAGAAGCCCAGAACAGAGGCUUUCUCAAGGGGCUGUUUGGAGGAAGUGGACAAAACUUUGACAGAGAAGAGCUCUUUGGUGAGGCAACCGCUGGGAAAGCCUCCCGGAGCCUCGCCCAGCUCAUCCCUGGGUCAGGCGGGAUCGAAGGAAUGAAAGGCGCCGCUGGGGGCGUAGUUGGAGACCUAGCUCGUGCACGCGUCGCCCUUGAGGAGCGAGGCCAGCGGCUGGGAGAGCUGGAUGAGAAGACGGCGGGCAUGAUGGCCAGCGCGGAAGCCUUCUCCAAGCAGGCCCACGAGCUGAUGCUGAAAUACAAGGACAAGAAAUGGUACCAGUUUUAGAUUUGCCAUGAAGCUGCACCUGGCCUGGGUAAGAACACUGUUCGGGGAUACAGAGCUUACUCCCAACAAUGCCAGUCAUUGGACAGAAGUAAAACUUUCUCCUAGAAAACGUUUUCCUGUUACUCAUCGGAUUCACCACCCCUGGGGGUCGUGGAGAAGUUUCACCAUCUGCAAGAUGGAGCCUGGAAUGGUAUUUAGUCCAAACACAUGUAGGUAGUAUUUUUCCAGAAGGAACUCAACAGUCACUUUGGCAUGUAGUUUUUCAGAAACUCUAGCUACGAACUGUGGGGAGAAUCUCUGGUUAAAAAUAUCUUGUACAAACUAGAAUGUUAAUGCACUUAUAAAAACAAAUAAAAAUUUGCAUGACGAAUUGACAUCCUAAAAGAAAAAAAACAAAACAGAAAAAGAAAGCAUGUUGUGACCUAAGAAAAAAUGGGAUUUAUUUCUAUUCUGAGCAAAAAAAUACUUAAAACAGCAAAAAUCUUUAUUUUUAAAAACCACAGUUCAAAAAGCCGGUACACUUGGAGCAUGGCCGCUGCUGCUCUCAAUAGAAACACGAGGUGAGCUUCAUUUUCUCAUUUGCUGCUAUUUUUUUCCCUUGGCAAACCUUAGCGUGCAGCCAGCAGCGCUGUUUAAUUCCUAGCAGAAGAAUAAACUAGCGUCAAAACCCUACGGCUAACACAUUGCUUUGUUCGGUGUCUAGAAAGGCCCCACUUGGGAUGUCACCUGAGCUUGAGUUCACAGCUUUUUUGCAGCCUGGAGGGUACAGGCAUUGCCAUUGUGCAGAGGCAGGGUUCUUGCUGGCUGGCCAUGUCCCUUGCUGGCUGGAUGUAUCGCAGUUGUCCUGCAGGGGUCUGUGGCAGUUCUCACCCUAGGAGAUUCUGAAUCACUUGGUUGCCUUGUUAGUCAGGCUGAGACGCAGAAGAGACUAUUAGGAAGUAAUUUCUGCUCCGGCUGGAGGAACUAGAGGGUGCAGUGCUGCAAGCUGCUGAGUCCUGUCACAUCCAAUAGACUGCAGCCGCUCAGCAGCUUGCAGGGAAGUUAAGCUAUACUCAGAUAAUGCUUAGGAAAUUGCCGGGUAACCCAAUUUAAAGCCAGCUGGAUACAGAACAAAGCAGCUAAGAGGCAUCUGCAAAGCCCUGCAGACUGAAUUGUGCACAGACCACUUCUUCCCCUGGCUUGUCUGGCUCUGCACCACUCCAAACCCUGCCAUGGGGAGCACAGCACUGAGGAGCCUGAGUCAGCAGCAGGGCCCCUCACCAGCACAGCCAGCAAGACAGUGGGGAACUUGGCCUCUUGUUUAGAUGGGGAAAGGCAAGCAGGUGUCACUGCAGUGAGCGACUCCCUGACUCCACUGGGGGCUCUUCCUUCCCCUUAUUGUGCACAUCUGACCUGCGUCUCUCUUGUAGCAUUUUAUCAUUGGUGCAUGAACAGAACACCUACUCUUUGACUCCUCUCGCUCCUGCUCUGUUAAAACCCUUUGCACCAUCAACAUGUCCACAACAGUCACAGGGGGAGUCAACUGUGGAGCUUACAGUCAGCUUAGAAAUGAGGUACCCAAGUCCUGUUUUCAGGCACGUGCACAAUGAGUAGGGAGGGAGUGUGGGAGAGAUACCUACAUUCACUCUCCCUGAAUGAUGGGCAAUAGCUGGUGCCCCCCAGGUAGGUGCAGCUGUAAAAUUUUGAUGCAGAGGCUGGCUCAGGCCUAGUCAAUGCUUUCCUUCAUACAGGUCUAUAUAGUGGACGGGGCACUGGUGGCCUCAGGACACUGUCCUAGAUCCUGCCUCUCCAUGGAAAGCACCACUCAGGCUCCCAUGCUUGCUCUCAGACCCUCUGUUCCUACUCAGCUCUUUGCUGCUCACAAGAGAAAAUUGCCCUUUGCGGUAUUUAACUGGGCUCCCGAACGCAGGGCUCACUCUUGCACAGGCUGCAGGAUUGAAGGAAACAGCCUAGGUCUGAGAGGCUGCUCAGCUCAGAUUCCUGUUACACCUGGAUAGGAAUUCAGCACCCUGCGGCCUUGGUAAGUCUCUUCACAGCUUAGAAGAGCAAGGCCGAGCCAAGUUACAGCUGACUUGGGCGAGCAAAACAAUAGCAGUCAGAGUGAGCACUGAAGACAUCACGGACACAGGCCUGGGCUUUGCUUAGCUCCAGUGCUCAGAGCUUAAUAACUUAGUGGCCCAGCACAUGGCAGACCACCAGGCUUGCAGGGGCAAGGCUCAUGGACUGGGUGGGAAAUGGUCUCCCUGGCCCUCACUUGCUGGGGGGAAACCAGCUGCUCCUUGGCACCUACAUCCCACAACUACCCUGCUAUGAAGUGCAGCAACAUCAGCAGCCUGAUGGUGUGGCCACCUCCACCGUGAGUGGUGCAUUUGCUCCAGGCUGAGCCACCAAAGCACUAAUACUCCUAGCAGCAAAAGCCCACUUCCCGCAGUGGACGCGUCCACCUCCCAAACCCACCCCUGGUAAAGCCCAUUCUUCCUAACCACACUGCAGGACUGGAGACAGCUUUUAUCCCUUCCCAGGGACAGGACAGGAGCACAGCCAUACAGACUGAGGAAAGUCCUUCUACCAGGCUCCGAGCUGUACCUUACCCCUGGUGUCCUAGUAUAAAGAGGACAGCUCUGGUCCGGGUUUGGUGCCAGGCUCACCAUCUCGACUGGAGUGCUGCAGCAACCAGAGACCUGGCAGAGGAGUGGGAGACCCACUCAGCUGGGUAGCAGUUAAUACUCAAAUGAUGGUAAGUGACUGGGCUGACAAGUAGUUCUAGGUAACUUCUCAGCUUGUUUCUCUGCGAGGCAGUGAUAGUGUUCUGUCCUUGCUUGCUCACUCCUGCAUCAGUUGCACCAACCCAAGAACAAUUUAAUAAUUAACUGCUACAGUGCGCCUAGAGGGAACCGCAUCUUCAACAAGUCAUUACGCCACACAUGACUUACUCUAGCUUACGCCGUGCUGCACAGGGAGGGGGGAGGCCACGCAGUAGCUCACAGUUUGCAUCUCCUCUUGACAGAAAAUCAACAAGAAUUUAGCAUCUUCCUCCAGCCCGAAUGUUUUUGCCUGUUUUGUUUGAGCAUCUUUUUCUCUAAAAUGCCCUCCAUGAGGUUACAGGUGCAUCUUGCUUUCCUCUCUUGCAUACUUUACAUCUUUCCAGACAGUUACAAAUGACUCCUUCUGUUAUGUUCAGCACUUGUGACUAUAACUAUAAAUUUUCUCAUAGUCUGUAGAGAUCUAAAAAGUUGUAUAUGUUUGUAUAUAGAAUGUUCUAUAUAUAUAAAUAUAUAUAUGUAAUGUAUAUGUUGUACAAGUUUGUUAGUGCACACUGUUAAAUGCUUUCUAUCGAGGUUUACCAUGUAUGUGAGAAAAGCCUUCACCUAAAAAAAAAAUGCCAUGAAAGAAGGAGAAGUCCUGGCUGGUUUAUUUCUUGUGAAAUGAGGGGGAGUGUGGGAUUUUUAAAAGGCCUGCCCUAAACAUUAUUAAAGGCUCUUUGUUAAUAUUGAAAGUAAUAAAAAUAAGCAUUCAAAAAAGUGACAAGCAGAGCAGAUGGUUUUCUUGCCGAAAGGAAAAUCAGGACAGCAAGCUCUUAAGGAAGGAUGUUGAAAUCACAUGUGCUUUUCACCUUUUCCACUAAAACAGCACCAGCUCAUGCAAAAUCCAACACUAAGGCACCUUCAGCACCUAAUUCACAGCUCAAAUUUGCAAACUAAUUAACGAGCACACCAUUGGCCAAUUCAAGAGGUUUUUAAUAUAAAUUUGUGCGAUUAAAAUUGCUUUCGUCUUCAGAUAGUGGCAUUUUUUGCUCUCAAAAUACAUAAAAAGUUCUCAUACCCACGCCAGACAACUCAAUCUAUGGAACCCUGCCAGAGAGCAUACAAGACGCACAUUUAUUUCUUACACACACUGCCGGUAGGCAGACUAUGUAGAGAAAAUGUAUUCAGACUCCUGACAUGCUUUGACAAUAAGCAAGUCUUCACCAUCUUAAGAAUGGUUCUAGAUUCAACUCCUAGAGGUAGAACAAUACAAAACUUCAAUCCUGAAUUUUAACAAAAAAUCCAAAGGAAAUUCAGCAGGCAGUCCAGGCUUUAGUUUGUAUAAUUACACUAGUUUUCUAAUGAGACUUCUUUUUUUUUUUUUUAUGUUCUUAUCUAUUUGUACUCGAGUCAACACGGUCCGACCACACUCCUGAAUAUAAAUCAGACUCUGUCUGACAAGACUAUAGGUAAUGGUCUAACACUGAAACAAUGAUACUCUGUUUAUUACACAUACUGUAUGAAGUUAACACCCAAAUAUCUGCUGUAAAAGAUUUUAUAUGUUCCUUUUUCAGAGGCCAUCUCACACCCAGUCCCUUAUGUGCACUAUAAUGAAUAUAGAGAGAAAAUUAUUUUUCAGUACACAAUUUAACAAGUGAAAAAACACUGCAGCUUGUGUAAGAGCUGCAUUCAACCUCAGGACUAUUCCGUGUAUAAAUUAUGUAUAUUUUGUCACAGGCAAAUGAGCAUCCUGUAACUGCACCCUGGGUCUCCCACGUCACAUUUCAAAACCUAAAGGUGAAUUCAAGCACAGUAUAUUUCAGGUCUUGAUUGUUUUUCCUUGGUACGGUCUCAGUAAGAACACACUCUCUCUCAUUAAUGAGCUACAUGUUUCCAUUUGUAGUCAACACUUCAUCUAGGUGUAAGAGCAAUAGUCCUGUAAAAGAGUGUUUUCAUUCAUGUGUUUUCUGUUAUGUGAUUAAUUGACAAAUCCAAAUAUUGUACCUUUUUAAUGAUGUCCAGUAUUCUGGCUCAGUGUCAAGGAAACGUGGACAAACUGUGUGUGGUUUUUGUUAACGAGUCCUCUCCUGUAUUUCAAAAUGAAGGCUAAAAUCCUGGGGGAAACCCCACUCUCCUGCUGUGCUAACCAUUUGCUGUUCAACAGGUAUCCGAGAUCAGCCUCACAAAGGUACCUUUGACUGAAGCUGUUCUGAGUCCCCAGUGAAAAAAAAAAUGGGUGGAAAGAAAAUAAAGGCAAGAAUUGAUAUUAA